This is a messenger RNA of Cryptococcus wingfieldii CBS 7118, 1263 nucleotides long. RefSeq names its product parafibromin. The record is from RefSeq and is a predicted model, not a curated record. Bases 1 to 1263 code for a protein of 420 amino acids. Gene Ontology annotation, molecular function: RNA polymerase II complex binding. Lineage: Eukaryota; Fungi; Basidiomycota; Tremellomycetes; Tremellales; Cryptococcaceae. Gene Ontology annotation, cellular component: Cdc73/Paf1 complex. The transcript is spliced from 8 exons. Gene Ontology annotation, biological process: positive regulation of transcription elongation by RNA polymerase II; transcription elongation by RNA polymerase II.
AUGGCGUCCCCCACAGAUGCCCUCGACCUUCUCCGAACAUCCAUCACCAACAACACCCCUCCAACCCUCCUGACCGCCGCAUCCGACCCGUCCCCCACCCUCGCUCUCGCCUCCUACCUCUCCUUUCCCUCGUCCCCUUCCCCCAUCCAGCUUUCAAAAGACACUGCUACUCGAUUCUCGUCAAAGAUUGGAUCAGUGGACGAGUUCUACAAUGUAGGGCAGCUUUACCUGGCGUGGGUGGAGAGAGAGAGCGGUGUUCGGGACUAUUUAAUGAAAGGUCAGGCCGGAGGAGUGGGAUAUGUCGCCAUCACGGAUAGGAGGGUUGUGGUGGAUUACUUGCUUGGAAGUGGGGAUGGCGAGGGGAGAAUAGUGGCGAGAGGCGAGGAGGGCGCUAAAUCGCAAGCGGCAGAAGCGUCAGCAGCAUCCGCUACCGCUGAAGCGCUCCCUUCUGCCUUGGAAGCAACUCAAUCAGGGCCUUCCAGCGCUGCUGUACCGUCAAAGCGCAAGUAUGAGGUGGACGUUGCGGACCGCGAAUUUUGUCGAAAAUUGAGGACAGAGGAAGUCGAGCUCAGGGAUAGGAAUAGUGCUCUUCGUUCUGCUGGAGGUGGCAAAAACAAUGCGUUUGAAUCGUUGGCCAAAAAUGUCAUACACGACAAGAUAAAAGCUCUUCGGACAUCUUUGGCCGACAGUAAGGGCGGAAAGUCUGCGGCACCUGCCCUUGCCCUGCAAUCAGAUUUGAACAGGGCGAAGAAGGCCAGGUCGACAAACCCUAUCAUUGUCAUCUCGUCCUCACCGACAAGUUUGAUCACCAUGUGGAACGUAAAGAAGUUCUUGGAGCAAGGGGUGUUCGAGUCUUCAGAGCAAGCCCGGCAACGUGAAGCCUCUCAAGGCAAUGCCAAAGCCGAGGACAUGAUACCGGUCGUGCGCAAGCGAACAGGGCCACAUGGCGAUGUGACAAGCAAGUACUAUGUGGUGGAUAGUGCCGAUGCGCUUGCGAAAUUCGGGCAGGAUGCUUGGGAUCGAGUCAUCUGUGUGAUCACCACCGGUCAGGCGUGGCAAUUCAAACCUUACAAAUGGCAGGAUCCCAGAGUUCUGUUCCAGAAUGUCAAAGGUAUCUACUUUCAUUGGAACAAUGAGCCCGUCAACCCUACAGUGAAGGAUUGGAACGUGACAGAGAUGAGGAUUGACAAGAACAGAAGACAUACGGAUCGACAAAUUGUUGCAGACUUUUGGAGAAUCAUGGAUGGCGCCAAACGACGAUAG